Messenger RNA from Vollenhovia emeryi, 6244 nucleotides. It is a transcript of the gene Ndae1, whose product is annotated as electroneutral sodium bicarbonate exchanger 1. The transcript has 23 exons. Gene Ontology annotation, molecular function: solute:inorganic anion antiporter activity; monoatomic anion transmembrane transporter activity; sodium:bicarbonate symporter activity. Bases 670 to 4416 code for a protein of 1248 amino acids. Gene Ontology annotation, cellular component: plasma membrane. NCBI's taxonomy places the organism in Eukaryota, Metazoa, Arthropoda, Insecta, Hymenoptera, Formicidae. The record is from RefSeq and is a predicted model, not a curated record. Gene Ontology annotation, biological process: regulation of intracellular pH; bicarbonate transport; transmembrane transport.
UAGACGCGUGUACAGCUGCUACAGCGUUAAUCGGUCGUUGACUGUUUCAACUCGCGCCCCGCGAGCUUGUCUAAUUAUUUACCACCAUCUCCACUGUGUCCAUGACAAUUAUCGAUCUGUCAAGGAAAUCCCCGUGGAUCCGAGCGGGUAGGUAGGACGAUGAAUCAACGGCGGGCAGUUGAAACGCGGCGGAUCACCGAUGGGCGGCUAACGCUAAGAGACGGCGGGGCUGGUCGGACGAACGAGGAGGAGUCUCAUCCACGUGGAUCAAUACCGAAGAGCGUGCAGGCGCCUCCACCUUUUGCGAGAAGCAGUACUCUCGCGCCGCGGACACGCGCCGCACGCUCUCCACCGUUGAUCCUUCGUGCAAAGGCCCCGAGGGUUGACACGGGAACGCCGUCGUUGUUCGCCGGCGUUCUCCUACGUCCUCACCUUGCGGGAGGAUGCGAGGCACCUGCCAACCGGGAAAGAAGGAUCGUUAGAUCUCGUGCGCGACGUGCCUUACCCGCUCCCGCUCGCCCGAUGCACUUUUCUUUCAUCUUCGUUCCGUGACACAUCCGGGUUUACACGAGAGUUAUGCGGGCUGUUUGAUAGAACGUGAUCGACUCGGAGGAAAGGAAGUUAUAAUCAGGGUGCAUUCAAGACUGCAAGUAAAUCAGGAGACCGUGGAUGCAGCCGGGAGCCGGCAGUGGCGGGGCCCAUCCGGGCGGGACAGGUGACGAUGAGGCCCCGAAAGACCCGGGCGCGAGGACUACUCAUCAGUCUUACACGGAAAAAGAUUAUGAAGGUCACAGGGCGCACACGGUAUAUGUGGGCGUGCAUUUGCCAGGGGAAAGGAGACACCGCCGGCAUCAUAAGCACCAUCAUUCACAACGGCAAUCGUUCCCCUGUGGUAAGGAGGACGUCGACAACGACAGACCGAGACAAUUGUUGAUGGCGCGCAGGGGUCGUCUCGCUAGCAUCUGCGACCCCGCCGGCGAGAUGAUAUUCACCCCGCCAGCCCAGAGAGUACAAUUUAUCCUUGGCGAGGAGGUCGGUGACGAUGCGCACGAAUCGCAUCCGCUCUUCUCGGAGAUGGAGGAGCUCGUCAAGGAUGGCGACGAAAUGGAAUGGAAGGAAACAGCGAGAUGGAUCAAGUUCGAGGAAGACGUCGAGGAAGGUGGCAAUAGGUGGAGCAAACCUCACGUUGCAACUUUAUCACUGCACUCACUCUUCGAGUUAAGGAGCCUCCUUUUAAACGGGACCGUCAUGCUCGACAUGGAGGCAGGCAGCUUAGAACAGAUAGCCGAUCUUGUUCUCGAUAAUAUGAUCAAUAAAGAAGUACUGUCGGUCGAAUUGCGAGAGAAGGUGAGAGAAGCCCUUCUCGUGCGACAUCGGCACCAACACGAAAGACGCAAAGACAAUAACAUGUCGAAGUUACCGAUCAUAAGAUCGUUAGCUGAGAUAGGACGCAACCAUUCCUCCUCGAAGAACCACCCCGACGACGGUGGCGAGACGAAAGAGUCGGGUCCAAGGGUCCUAGGGUGUGCUAACUUUGUUAAAACACGUACGACACAAUCGACAUUUUCAGAUUGCGACUGUUCAUGUGGUAUGCAUGCCUUGUUGACGUCAGAUUUGCAGGAGCGUCGUGAUCCGAAGGACACUUAUGUGCCGUCCGUCGCCCGCAGUAGCAGCUGCCCGAAUUCGAACACGGCCCCGCUGUCGAAAGAGGCGAAAGACCUCAAAGGGCCGUACCUUCUGGUUCCAGGCCAAGAACCAGGCAGCAACGGCAUGGACCGGAGCCCCAGCAGCGUGUCUAUCUGCAGAAAUCACAGCUCCUCCGCUUUGGAGAAUGGAGACGCUAAUCACAAGGGUAAUACGCACUUUAUGAGGAAGAUACCAGCCGGCGCCGAGGCAAGCAACAUACUCGUAGGUGAGGUCGAUUUUCUCGACAAGACUUUGUCCGCAUUCAUCCGGUUAAGCCAGGCCGGGAUAAUGGGGGACCUGACAGAAGUUCCUGUUCCAACAAGAUUCAUCUUCGUCCUCCUGGGACCCAUGGGUGGAAUUGCGGGAUUCCACGAGAUCGGUCGAGCCAUGGCGACCUUGAUGUCCGACGAAGUCUUCCACGACGUGGCUUACAAAGCGAAAAAUAGAAAUCAUCUCUUAGCAGGUAUCGACGAGUUCCUAGACGCCGUGACGGUAUUACCACCCGGUGAAUGGGAUCCCGCAAUCAGAAUAGAACCGCCAGCCGCUAUACCGUCGCAGGAAGUCAGAAAAAGACCCAAGGAGGAAAAGCCUAAGGAAGAGUUCGACGACGAAGCUGACGAACAAAAGCUAAGGGAGGAAUCCGGCCUGUCCAGAACCGGUAAACUGUUUGGUGGUCUGAUCAACGACUUUAAGAGGAAAGCUCCGUUUUACCUUUCCGACUUCAAGGAUGCCCUCGCGCUUCAAUGCGUCGCGUCUUUCAUUUUCCUGUAUUUCGCCUGCUUGUCACCCAUUAUCACCUUCGGUGGCCUGCUCAGCGAGGCCACCGGUAAGAACAUGGCCGCUAUGGAAUCUCUGGUUUCCGGUUUCGUCUGUGGCAUAGGAUAUGGCUUCUUCUCUGGUCAGCCACUGACUAUACUUGGUUCCACUGGUCCGGUGCUGGUUUUCGAGACGAUCGUCUACGAAUUCUGCAAGAAGGUUGAUUGGAAUUACAUGUCCUUUCGUUUUUGGAUCGGUUCGUGGAUCUCCAUGAUUCUGAUGAUUCUCGUGGCCCUGGACGCAAGUGCUUGCGUUUGUUACAUCACUCGAUUUACGGAGGAAAAUUUUGCCACCCUCAUCGCCUUCAUUUUCAUUUAUAAGGCUAUCGAAAAUGUACUGUCGAUCGGCAAGAAAUAUCCCUUAAACAGCUCUUCUAGCGAAACACUGGACUACAAUUGCUGGUGCAAACCACCGAAUACCAGUCUGCCAUCCAGUUAUGACAACAUGAAUUGGACGACGUUGGAUAAAACAGCUUGUGAGAAUUACAAUGGCACUAUGGUGGGCGACGGCUGCAGCAUACCGCAUAAUGUACCCGACGUGUUCCUUAUGUCAAUUAUCCUAUUCAUGGGCACGUUCUUACUGUCGGUAGAGCUCAAGGAUUUCAAGAACGCUUUAUUCUUUCCCUCAAAGGUGAGGCAAGUGGUGAGCGAUUUCGCAGUAAUAAUCGCGAUAUUCUCUAUGAGCACAUUGGAUCAUUUCGUGGGCAUUUCAACGCCGAAAUUGGAAGUGCCGGCGGAGUUCAAGCCGACGUUGGAGGGACGAGGAUGGAUAAUCUGGCCUUUUCAGAGGAAUCCGUGGUGGAGUGCUAUCGGGGCAUUUCUGCCCGCUUUAUUGGGCACUAUAUUGAUCUUCAUGGAUCAGCAAAUCACGGCCGUUAUUGUUAAUAGAAAAGAGAACAAGUUAAAGAAAGGAUGCGGGUAUCACCUGGAUCUCUUUGUUCUGGCGAUCCUGAUCGAGAUAUGCUCGGUGAUGGGACUUCCAUGGUUCGUCGCAGCGACGGUCCUCUCCAUAAAUCACGUCAACUCGUUGAAGUUGGAGUCCGAGUGCGCCGCGCCGGGCGAGAAGCCGCGGUUCUUAGGAGUCCGCGAGCAGAGAGUCACUCACAUACUGAUUUUCUUAAUGAUCGGGUGCUCGGUGCUGCUAACACCGAUGCUGAGGAACAUACCGAUGCCGGUGCUGUUCGGUGUCUUCCUGUACAUGGGCGUCGCGUCGCUGAAAGGUCUUCAGUUCUUCGAUAGGAUUCUCAUAAUGCUGAUGCCGGUUAAAUAUCAGCCGGAUUACAUGUUUCUUCGCCAGGUGCCGUUGAAACGCGUACACCUGUUCACUGUGAUUCAGCUUACCUGCCUUACCUGCCUGUGGCUCAUAAAAUCCUUUAGCCAUACUUCCAUUCUGUUUCCUUUAAUGCUCGUGGUAAUGAUCGGCAUACGCAAAUCCCUGGAUUUUAUGUUUACGCAACGCGAGUUGAAAAUCCUCGACGACGUAAUGCCGGAACCAAGCAGGAAACACGCUGACGAUCUUCGUAAGCUGGAAAACGGCGAGGAACAUAACGAAACGAUGGGAUACGGGCCCCCGGGAAAUAUUCAGAUUUCUUUGGCCAAUGGGAACAUCAUGAAGAUCCCUUUGGCGAGUAUCAAUAUCAGCGAGGAGGUGAACAAAACUGGUAUCUGGCAGCAAGUCAACGAGGGCAAUGAAAAAACGAAGCAGUCAAAAUCGCUAAUCAAUGUGGGAAAGCAAAAGAAGCAUCCGAAGAAGGACAACUCGUUAAUGGCCGACGAGACGACGAGGCUGACGACAAUGACCGAAGAGGACGAGGAUGAUAGUGGAAUCUCGAUCAAGGUAGAUUUAAUACGAUCCAAGGAAAGCAUCAGUCCUUUAAAAGCAAAUGGUACUACCUCAGCAGAAACUUCCGUUUAACAAGAAGAUAGCAGAAAUGAACAUAUAUUAACGCGAUACACAGGUUUCUUUAAUCGAUAAUUUCCAGACUUUCAUCCUGAAGUUUUUGUUCUGCGAUCUCUAUUUUUAUCUUACAAAUUGCCAUUUACGUGACAUAAAAGUCAUAGAUAAUACUGCUUAAUUUGUUGAAAAUUCAUGUCCUACAAAAAAUACAAUGUUCAUUUCUAUCAUUUAACAAUUACUCAUAAUUGUAUUAUAUUUGUACUAUAUUCAGUAAACAAUAGGCAUCGCUCUUUGCGAGUGCUCUACAAUUUAUACUCAACUGUAAAUGAGAACCGCCAUGCAUAGUCUCAAUGUAUUUGUACAUAGAAACAAUUCAACAAGAUUUGCCAAUAGUAUCCAAUUGUGAUUUUAUAAAACCUCAUCUAUUCUGCCCGAUAAAAUAACGAUACAUAUUGUUACAAAACAGUUAAUUUUAGUAGUUAUUUAUGCAAUAAUCAAUACUUCGUUAAUAUUGCAUACGAAUUGCAAGGAAUAGCGAGAAACACAAAACACGAAAGAAAAAGAAUUAUUGGAAACAAAUGUUUCGAAAUAAUAAAGAUGUAUAGUAGAUACAUGUUUUAAGUGAGUGUAGACGGCAAGUAAAAUACUAAGUGAAAUCUAAAAAGAUCUACACUUCUUUAGACAGUUUAAAUCGACGACGUCUAUUGACUUGUGUCAUCCUGUUGACUUAUGUCAAUAGGACAAGUUUACAAUAGAGCCAAUAAGGACACGUUUGUGUUAGAAAUUUGUGAGAAACGCACACUUUUCCGAAUCGUGAUGUGACAUCGAACGAAUAUGGUGGCAUUUAUAAAAGAGGAGUGCGAACUGCAAAGUAAAAUUUGAGUUUUCACGAAAAUUGCUCUUUCUGGCGAAUUAUUCAAGUUGCAAUACAUUCAAAUAUUCGAAUAAUUAAUACCGGUAAUUUACACUCCAUGGUUAUGUACGAAAUAAAUAGUAUAAUAAAUAGUACUAGAAUAGUACCGUAGUAUCGCGCAGAUGUCCAGAAACCGUGAGCCAAAUAUCCGAGUGUGUGUACAGUGGUAAUUAUUGGAAUAUUUGAACACUGACAGCUGCAAUUUAAAAUUCAUCGUAUUUACCAAAUUCUGAUUUAUAUUAUACGAAUCAUAGGAAAAUAAGCAAGAUUAUACUCGAUGCAAGAAUUGCGUUAUCAUGCAAUAAUAUAUGACUCUGCAUGUAACAAUUAAGUAGUUCAAGUAACUUUAUAAUCACACAUACCAUGUAUAUGCCAAAGAAACCCCGCAAUAUGUAAUACGUAUAUCAAUCCUUCGAGGGAUAUUUCAUACGUUAUUGCAAGCAACUGUUACUAAAUGGCGGUGCAUAUUAACAAGAAUGCGAAUCUGACUAAUAUCAUUAUUAAGAAAACUACGCUGGGAUGUUUUUAUUCAUUUCUCCAAUGAAUACGAUAACUUAGAGGGGCAAAAACUGUGGGAGCUAUUUCGUGAGUUAAAAAUAGAAAAAGAAAUAUUACAUGUAUAGAUAAACUGUAUAGAUCAUUUGCUCUUUAGCCCCAAGUCGUAAAGUAAUAUUGACUUUUGGUUUUAGAAGCUACUAUUAUCUUGCAACUUUUACGAAAGCGGCCUUUUAAUAUAGAACUGUGGAACAAUCCUCUUCAAGAUAAUCUUCGAAAAAUUCUUUAAAAUUGCCUCUCACUCGCUAAAGGAUAAUUGAAAUGAAACAAAGUUUUCUUACUGAUAACUCUAGUUUAGAUAAAGGUUUAUUCUCAAAGACACCUAAAAUAAAUAAUGUAUUUUUGUUACGACUUAUUAAAUUUCCAGUCUAACCAAAA